AUGCAUCUCGCGUCCGGCGGAGAACAGCAGCAGCAGCACCACCACCACCACCACCAGGAGAUCCGAGUCGCCUCGACAGCUGCAGGAGGCCAGAAGGAGGCGAUCGAGGUUGAAACAUGGGACCGGGCUCGCUUUUUCACGGCCCAUGCUGCGGCGGAGGACUGA
Molecule: messenger RNA, 165 nt
Organism: Aspergillus ibericus CBS 121593
Lineage: Eukaryota; Fungi; Ascomycota; Eurotiomycetes; Eurotiales; Aspergillaceae
Exons: 1
Coding region: 1-165 (54 amino acids)
Source: RefSeq, a predicted model, not a curated record